Messenger RNA from Penicillium angulare, 1665 nucleotides. RefSeq names its product nucleoside phosphorylase domain-containing protein. Gene Ontology annotation, biological process: nucleoside metabolic process. Bases 1 to 1665 code for a protein of 554 amino acids. NCBI's taxonomy places the organism in Eukaryota, Fungi, Ascomycota, Eurotiomycetes, Eurotiales, Aspergillaceae. The record is from RefSeq and is a predicted model, not a curated record. Gene Ontology annotation, molecular function: catalytic activity. The transcript has a single exon.
AUGGCCUUCAACCACAACAGCUACCAUAUUGGCUGGAUAUGUGCCUUGCCCAUUGAAAUGGCUGCGGCAAAAUGCAUGUUAGAUGAAUCUCACCCUGACCUCGAUCAACCCCGCACCGAUACAAAUAGCUAUGCGCUGGGGAGCGUUGCUUCCCAUAAUGUUGUCAUUGCCUGUCUUCCUUCCGGUAUCUAUGGUACCACUUCUGCUGCCGUCGUCGCUAAGCAAAUGAUGACCACCUUUCCCAGUCUAUCAUUCGGAUUGAUGGUAGGCAUUGGAGGUGGUGUCCCGGCCGUCUCACGGCCGUCACCCGAUAUUCGCCUUGGUGAUGUCGUUAUUGGUAUCCCCAGCGGCUCGUUCGGAGGUGUUGUUGCGUACGACUACGGAAAGACUCUGGAGAAUGGAACCUUUUUACCAACUGGAUCACUCAACCACCCUCCUACUAGUCUUCUAACAGCUGUGAGCAAUCUUCGAUCAACAUAUCUUGUGGGCAAGGGUCAGCUAGGAGAGAUCUUAGACAAGGCCAUCGCUCAGUAUCCCCAGUUUCAAUGUCCUGGGCCAGAUCACGAUAUCCUUCAUGACACUUGUACUGACCCUGAUAUUCCUGUGGAUUCUGCCCCAGUUGUGAGCAGACCUCAAAGGUCCUCCACUACUCCGCAGCUGCAUUAUGGUACGAUCGCAUCUGGAAAUCGUCUCAUUAAGCACGGAAAGACCCGAGAUCAAUUGGCUGUCCAGCAUGAUAUCUACUGUUUUGAGAUGGAAGCUGCCGGAAUUAUGGAUCUUGAUUACUUUCCGGUUUUGGCUAUUCGAGGAAUCUCCGAUUAUGCCGAUGAGUUCAAGGCUAAAGAAUGGCAACCUUUUGCUGCCAUAGGUGCCGCCGCAUAUGCAAAGGAAUUACUGGGGAUCACCCCCAAGAGCCACGCUGAGAAAGCCGAAAGUAUAGCUCCCUCAACAGAAACAUCAUCUACCCUACAAUCUUCUUCUUCUCUACCGCCCGGAUUUGUGAACCAAGUCUUCCCAGUCGAGAAGAACUUUGUGGGAAGUCUCACGACGGACACUCUGUUUCCACGACAAAAUUUCCAUGCCUUGCCAAAAUCGCCCGCGCCCGGUCAAUUGGCUAUCAUACACCAGUCGAUUCCACACUCCAUCCGUCUUGAUGCCCCGGGCUACACUUCACUCUUCUCGGGUGGAUCUAGCAAAGGGCAGAAUGCUUCGGAUACUGAUGAUACGAUUACCGUUGAUCGAUCCAGCUCCUGCACGCUUAAUAACUCAAGCGAUUGGUUCGAAGCAAUGAGCAAACAGAGGAAAGCAAGACAAUGGAUUGAGAGACAGAUGGGUCGCUCAAAUGAGAAAAUCUAUCUGAUUGUUGGAUUCAGAAGCAUGUGGCACCGUGAUAUUGAUAUCACCCUCACAGCUGAUAACUCUGAUAAUUCGAGUAUUCAGUCUUGUAUCGGUGAGGCAGUCUAUGCGGUGCAAUAUCGCCUGCUUAAAUUCAAGUGGUACCGCAGGAAAGACAUAGAUUCUGCAAGCUUACAAAAGGGAAAUUGCUGGCAAAGUCUCUACACCGAUCGUGGUGAUGAUGACGAUGAAGAUGCAGACGAGGCGGAGGACUACUUGGAAGUUACGUUGGAUGAUGAUGUUACGGAGGCAUCCACUGCUGGAAAUUAG